AGUCUUUCCCUAUUUUGUUCAAAAUCUGCCCUUUCUUUAUAAACUAACUCACACAGAAAAACCAAACCGACAAACAAAAACUACACUGUAAUCCAUCUAAUCAAAUCCAAUAUCUAUCCAUCCAUUUGAAUGGCAAUGGCAAUGGCAAUGGCUUCCUCCUCUUUCUUCGCCUUCUCCUCGCUUAUCGCCAUCGCAUUUCUCCUCUUCUCCGCUCCAGUUCUCUCCAAAGAUGAAGAAGACAACCUUCUGCAAGGCCUAAACAGCUACCGUCAGGCGCAGAACCUCCCGCCGCUGACGAAGAACGCGAAAGCCGAUUGCAUCGCGAACGAGAUCGCGGACGACGCCAAAGACCAGCCCUGCUCCGUCACCACCGCCAAAUCCAACGUCGUCGCGAGCCGCCCCUCGCAGCUCACCAAGUUCCAGGACUACGCCGAGAAAUGCAAGGUCGACGUGAACUCCACCGCCGACGCCGUCGCGAUGCCGGUCUGCGUCCCUAAGCUGGUCCAGACUCUGCUGCUCGCGAACUACACGCACUCGCAGUACGCCAGGUAUUUGAACGAUUCGAGGUUCGUCGGCGCCGGGCUCGGGAAGGAGGACGACUGGAUGGUGGUGGUUCUGACCACCGGAGGGCCCGGCGGGAGCUUUGCCGGCUCGGGGGCGGUCUCGAUUGGAGGAUCGGUGGGGACGAUGAUGGUUUUGUUAGGGCUUUUGAUUGGGAUUUUUGUGAGUUUGUAGAAAGUACUGAUCUUACCGGCGGUUUUACUCUGUUCGAUAGGUUUUUGGGUUUGGAGUCUUUGGACUUUGAUUGGUGUGUGUAAACGUCGUCGUAUUAUUCUAAUGGACAGGUUUCAGUUUUAGUUUUCCA
This is a messenger RNA of Momordica charantia (bitter melon), 865 nucleotides long. Its product is annotated as putative GPI-anchored protein At3g06035. The record is from RefSeq and is a predicted model, not a curated record. NCBI's taxonomy places the organism in Eukaryota, Viridiplantae, Streptophyta, Magnoliopsida, Cucurbitales, Cucurbitaceae.